This is a messenger RNA of Nerophis lumbriciformis (worm pipefish), 2538 nucleotides long. The record is from RefSeq and is a predicted model, not a curated record. NCBI's taxonomy places the organism in Eukaryota, Metazoa, Chordata, Actinopteri, Syngnathiformes, Syngnathidae.
AUGGCUCAGCUGCAUGUGUCUGUUGGUAUAUUGGGCAUUUCGGGCGGUUGUCUCUUACUUUUGGUAAAUGACUAUGGCAGCUCCCCUCAAAAUGAUUUCAUCCCUCAAACCGCACUGGGGUUUCUGCUCCUCAUCUUUUCUGCCACCGUAGCUUAUGCAGGUGUGUGUCGGAUCCUCUCCGGGGGGCAGUUGUUCUCCUCCCUGUGUCUGACAGUUUCGGCCCUAUGGUGUGCCACCAGUCUAGUGUACAUCCUGACGGGACAAGGAAUGCUUGAGCCCAAAGACCUUAGGUCUUCAUUAGUCCCUGGCGUGGCCGCGUUUGCAUUGGCCCUGUUUGUCAUCGCUGGUGUUGCGUUACUGGCCAGAAAAGUGUUUUUGUUUGUCAUUGCUAUUAGCAUCAGCUUAGCUUCUGUCCAUCAAAUCGCCAAGCUAUCGGUGGAAGGUUUUGGCCAGACCGCCAUGGCUGCAAACUAUCUUCUUGUCUGUCUGAUGGGCGGUUACUUUGGUUUAGGACAUUUGUUAGCCGCUAUUACUCACGGAAGAGUGAAACUUCCAUGGACUAGUGUCAAGACAAAAGCCGAGCUCAAAACGGAGAACUGGCGCGAGUGUGGUGACGCCGUGUCAGUGGGCGUGGUGAUGAAUUUGCUGUCGGCCUCAGUGUUGGCGUGUCCUCUCUUAGGCGUGGUCCCUCGACUCUCUGCUGGCCAUGUCCCUUGGUUGUGGACGGCAGGCGUGUUCCAGGUCGGAAUGUGCGUCAUCUUCUACCGAGCGUUGGAUCCACUUGCUGCUACUUUUUACGGCUUCUCUGCAGUGCUGAAGUUUGCAGAAGGCUACAGUGGUCUCCUGUCAAUCUACUCCAUCGAGCCCCUCUCUCCUGUUCCCUUUCCAGUCGUCUUCUCUCUGCUUUUCUUCACCCUGACAAUGUUCAGCUGUCAAAAGAGCUUGUUGGAGGCCAUCUAUCAUCUUUUAUUUGUUGCCUAUUGUAUAGCAAUUGCUUCUCACCCUCUAGGCUUUUUCCAGAAAGGAAGUCAAGUUGUACAGGCGGUUAUAUUUAUUGGCUCUGCCUGCAUGCUUUUAAUAACAACAUACAACAUGGUCUCCCCCACGACAAUUCCUACAGGGGAGAACCUCUUUAAAGCCUUAGUAACCAGUAGGGAGGGCUUCACUCUCCGAUUUCAUAACAAUGAACUCCAUGCACCACACUUGGGGUACUCCAAGUAUGCAGAUGCUGAGGGUUUAGGCCACGCAUGUAGCGUGUUGGCUACGUUUGCUAUUACAGCCGCAGUUGGAGAGGGACUGGUGUUUUCCGUGCUGGUGCUCCCUUGGGUUGUGGUAGCCGGUGGGGUCCUGCAGCUGAUCUGCGGCUCAAUCACUUUCUCCCGAGGAAAAACCUUCGAGAGCACCGUUUUUAUCCUCUACGGCACAUUGUGGGCUGUGUGGGGCUUGACACGAUACGGAGGGCUGUAUGCCAACGCAAGAGGGUUUAACGUGGCGAUUGGCAUUAUUGCAUUCUUGAUGUUUAACGUUUUGGUGAUGGUCGCAGCCUUGUUUGUAAACGUCGCAUGGUUUGUCUAUGCGCUCACCUUCCAGCUCAUUAUUAUGAGCUUUUUAAUGGACGCGCUUGAUGUGCUGCCUUAUGGUUAUGACAUAGGAGUCAGUCUGAUCUUUGGUCUGGUCAGCUUUUAUAGUUUUGUGGCUCACAGUUUCAAUAGUACCUUUCAGUACCCUCAGAUCCCACUUGGGAAACCUUUGAUAAAGUUGAACGGGGUUGUGCGAAGUGAACCUAUCUGUCCACAUCUGCCAGCUCGAAAAGCGACAUCAGUUCAACAAAUUGCAGACAUCAUGAAGAACGGUGGAAUAUGCGGCAUGCCCACUGACACCGUGUAUGUGCUGGUGGCAGCUUGCAACAGGCCUGAUGCAGUUGUCAAAGCAUACAAGGUGAAGAAACAGGCACAGGACCGACCCAUGUCCAUUUGGCUGUCCUCCAUCAAGCAGCUUGACUCGGUCCGACACCUGCUAAGCCCCCUGCUGCUGGAUUUCAUGGAGGCCGCAUGGCCGUCAUCCAUCAGCAUGGUUAUACCUAGAGGCCCAUGGAUGGAUGCUUUUGGUUUAGGAGAUGCUGCCAAACACAUCGGAACUCCCCAAAGUAUCGCUAUCAGGAAUCCAGACUGUUCUGUGGCCACCCACCUCAUUGAUCUAGUGGGUCCUGUUGCUGUGACCUCAGCCAACCCCACAGGAGAAGCAGACACGACCCACCACAAUCAAGUGUAUGCCAAACUGGGAGACAAGGUAGACGGAGUUUUAUGUGAUGGACCAUCACCAGAGAAUAUUGCGUCCACUGUGGUGGACUGCACGAAAAUUGAAAAGGGACAAAUUGGUUUCUUCAGGGAGGGUCUGAUAUCUAAAGAUAAGGUUCUUCAAAUUUAUGCGAAGGUUCAGAGGCAGCACAGGCAGGGACAGACCAAUCCAGUUUUUGAAACCGAUCAACCGGAAACAGAGAUGGAGCUUCCUUCACCAGAGGAAAGCGGCAGACUUUAA